Gopherus flavomarginatus (Mexican gopher tortoise) is the source of this 963-nucleotide messenger RNA. RefSeq names its product olfactory receptor 6N1-like. The coding region runs from base 1 to 963 and encodes 320 amino acids. Gene Ontology annotation, biological process: G protein-coupled receptor signaling pathway. The record is from RefSeq and is a predicted model, not a curated record. Gene Ontology annotation, molecular function: olfactory receptor activity; G protein-coupled receptor activity. Gene Ontology annotation, cellular component: membrane. The transcript has a single exon. Lineage: Eukaryota; Metazoa; Chordata; Testudines; Testudinidae.
AUGGAAGGCACAGAUUGGAGAAACCAAACGACCAUCACAGAAUUAGUCCUCCUGGGAUUCAGGGAGCUCCCUGACAUGAGAAUUCUUCUCUUUCUAAUGUUUCUAGUGAUCUACAUGGCAACCAUGGCUGGGAACACUCUCAUUGUGAUGCUUGUUGUGACUGACCAGCACCUUCACACCCCCAUGUACCUGUUUCUGGGUAACUUGUCCUACUUGGAAAUCUGCUAUACCUCUACCUUCCUCCCCAAGUUACUGGCCAGUCUCCUGACUGGGGACAGAACCAUCUCAGUCAGUGGCUGCAUCACACAACUGUAUUUCUCUGGCUCACUGGCAGCUACGGAAUGCUAUCUCCUAGCAGCAAUGUCUUAUGAUCGGUAUUUAGCGAUAUGUAAACCUCUGCACUAUUCAACUCUUAUGAGUAGCAGGUUUUGCCUCCAGUUGGCUGCUGGGUCAUGGUUAAAUGCUUGUUUGGCUAUUAUAAUCUUUGUCUUAUUCCUAUCACAGUUAACAUUCUGUGGCCCAAAUGAAAUUGACCAUUUCUAUUGUGAUCCCAUCCCACUGAUGGAACUCUCCUGCAGUGACACACACCUGAGCAUAUUGGUGGAUUUCAUACUAGUCUAUGUAUUCACCCUGCCUCCAUUCCUCCUAACCCUGAUGUCUUACGUGUUGAUCCUUGCCAACAUUCUCAGAAUCCCUUCCACCACCGGGAGACAAAAGACCUUUUCUACCUGCUCCUCUCACCUCACUGUGGUGACAAUUUUCUAUGGCACCAUAAUCAUUGUCCACAUACUACCAAAACGUGAUACAAUCAGAGGUCUGAAGAAAGUGCUGUCUCUUUGCUUCACAGUCCUAACUCCCCUUGUAAACCCCCUCAUCUACAGCCUGAGAAACAAAGAGGUCAAGGAAGCCUUAAGCAAAGCAGUCAGUAAAUGUGGCUUUCACAAAAACAUGCAGAGACUAUGA